GUGAAAAAUUAAUCAGUCUUACUUGUGUUUUGGUUUAUAAAUUAAGUAUAUAGAUAAUUAAUUGAUCAGUGUUACUAUUUUUUUUUUUUUUUUUAAUCAUGAGGUUCUUAUUCGCGAUCACGCUAUCAAUUUUUAUUUCCGCAGCUCACGGUGCUUAUGAUCAUGUGGAAGGUAUAAAUACCCAGAAGUGCAUGGAGCUUUGCAAUAAUUGUGGAGGAAUUGGAUCUUACGUCGAUCAAUCUUGCGAAUGUUACGUCGGCGAAACUGACGAAGAUGGAGAAUGUUUCGACCGAAUGAAAAGAAAAGCCCGGCAGCAAUUCAACUUCGACUUAAUAAAUUGCAAACGCGGAUUAUCUGAUCGUCCAUCGCGUUGUAACUAUCAAAAUUCUCGACGUAUUGGGUCAUAUGACAUAUGUCGUAUAGCUCAGUACUUUUUGAGCGGGGGCCCGGCAAAAAGGAUCCCGAUUGUAAAAUCCAAAUGCGAUUGCGAUCCAAUAACAACAACGACAACAACAUCAACAGAACCGACGAUAAUAAAAACAUUUAUAGAUAACUGCGAAGAAAUCCCAGACGAAUGUAAUCCUACGACAGAGCGACCAAUAGAAGACCCUUGUGAGGAGUACAAACCAACUCCUCGACCUCCUACCUACCUAGAACGACAUUACGAUUAUCCUAAACCCACGUUCCUCAUUCAUAAUCCAGGACAUCGGAACACCCAUCCUAUAUUACAGUCCUCAGUACCAACCUCUAAUAAUUUGUUUAGUAAUUAUUUAAAUCACGGCAAUAAUUAUAAUUAUCCAGCUCAAUUUCCCGCAUUUCCUACUCGGCAAACUCUGUCGCCUUAUGAUUUAAAUAAAAAUAAAUAUAUGGAAGAUAUGCAGAAAGCAAUGAUGGAACGUAAUUACUACAACUCGAUGAUGGAAAGCCAAGCGUACAAAAACAACAAAAUGAACUCCUAUAAUUACAACACAUUUCCAACAAACGGUUACAUGAAUUCCCUUUAUCCAAAUAAUUAUAAUUACAUGCAAUCAUUAUAUUCAAACGGAAACGUCAAUAAUAAUUAUCAAAUCGAUAGUUACUUGCAAUCAUUGUCAUACAACGAUUUAUUCCAACUGCAAAAGUUUUUAGCAAACCAGAACUCAAUGCUGCAAAGACUUCAAAGCAGCGCACAAGCUGACAAUAAUUACAUGCCGCUUAAUAUGAUGGUGGGCGCAGCAAAUCCCUCUUCAACAGACAAUACUAUGAAUCAAGAAAAUACCACUCCCCAGGUAUUAACAACACUUGGAUCGUCUAAUGAUGAAACUGUAGUAUCAUCAGCUGAGGGGAAUGAUAAUACAGUGAUAGUAAUAGAUGAGUCUCAAACGAUGCAAGGAGGUGGCGAUGACAAUUCAAAUGACAGUACUGAGAGGUCGAGAAGAGUUGUGCGGCCUACUUUUAAUCGUAGGCUCAUGAAACGGGGGUUCAAGUCAUUGUAAAAUCAUUAUUAUUGGGGAUGUGCGAAUAAUAUUUUAAUCGAAUCGAAUUAUUCGAUGAUCCAGAAGCGGACGAUUAAAAAUUUUUUGAUUUUAUCAACAAAUCAAUUGCAAAAAAAAAAAGAAAUUAAAAAAAUGCACAUGUAGAAAAUUUUAAAAAAUAUAGGAGCAAUUUUUUUAAUUUUUUUUUUUUUAUUGCUGAUAGUUUUCGUGAUGACGAAUGGUCUGAGACAACUGAUCCCAUGACAAUUUAAAAGAUUCUAGAGGCUAAAAGAUUAAAUCGAAUCACCAGUAUCGUGAUUGGGACAUCGAUAGGUUGGAUCAGAUGUAAUUGGGAUCAGUUGACAUGGAACCUAUUAUUUGAACUGUUUUAAAAUUUUAAUAUUUGUCGGUUUUUGAAUUAUUCGUGAAUUUUUAUGAGUGUGAAUGUAGCAGGCAGACAAAUUUAAAAUUAUAAAUAAAUAGAAUAAAUAAUCGAUAAAAUAAAAUUUUUUAAAAAUGCGGAUUUGAAAAAUUUUAAAAUUAAUAAGUGCAUUUUUUUUAAUAUUAUUUUAAAAAUUAUUUACUAUAUUUAUUUAUAGUUUUAAAUUUGUCUGAUGUCUGUUACAUUCAGACUCAUAAUUUUUUCAUUAGUAGAAUUUGAAUUAUAAAAUUUAGUUCGAAUUUCGAUUAUCAAAUUUUUAUUUUAGUAAUUUAUGAAUAACACGUGAGUUCGGAAUAUUUGCACACUUA
Messenger RNA from Microplitis mediator, 2204 nucleotides. RefSeq names its product GATA zinc finger domain-containing protein 4-like. NCBI's taxonomy places the organism in Eukaryota, Metazoa, Arthropoda, Insecta, Hymenoptera, Braconidae. The record is from RefSeq and is a predicted model, not a curated record. The transcript has 5 exons. Bases 99 to 1475 code for a protein of 458 amino acids.